UUCCAUUUCAAAGAUCCUGAAAUCGCAGGUAGCUCAAGCAUCAGGUCCUCGUUUAUACCACCAGUAGAAAGUGAAACAGCCAUGGAGAUAGAGGAGCACAAUGAAAACAUGGAGAACACUGAGUUGCCGAUUGUAGAAAAGCGGAUGGAAGGUACAAGCUACAUCCCCUUGUACCACAUCACUAAGGAAGAUGAAAACACAGCGUUGUUAAGGAAGGAAUGCGAAUUGAAGCGUGCUAAAGUCAAAUUGUCGCUGCUUGAAAGCUUGGAGAACAUUCGAUACGACAAUCGGGUAAAGGAACUGGACAGAUUCCAGGAGAAAAUGGGCAUAAACCCGGAUGAACGACCUAAGCAUGACAGAAGUUGUGAACAAAAAGAGGAAAUCAAAGAAUCGGAUGAGUACAAUGAAGCAAUUGAUAUGUUGGCAUCGCUGCUUGAUGCUUAAUUGUGG
This is a messenger RNA of Vavraia culicis subsp. floridensis, 450 nucleotides long. RefSeq lists its product as uncharacterized. The transcript has a single exon. NCBI's taxonomy places the organism in Eukaryota, Fungi, Microsporidia, Pleistophoridae. The record is from RefSeq and is a predicted model, not a curated record. The annotation marks the transcript as partial.